AUGGAAGAGCUCCGUCGUAACAACAGUGAUCUUGCGAUAGUACCACGUGUUCUAUUUGACGACUGGUCCGAUGAAGAUAUUGUUACAUUCCUUCAAAAUGAGCGCUGGAUGAAUCGCUGUCUCGGAGAUCUGAUGAAUCUGCUCACGCGAACUCAAUUUGAUGGCGCAGUAGUUGAAUUGUGGGCAAGCGCCAUGAUCCAGUCAAGAGGUGGUGCGAGCGACUUACUUGUCGAAAUGCUGUCCUCAUGGGGAAAAUCUUUUCACGAAAAACAGCUUCAAUUAAUCACUCCUGUUGGACCACCUCUGGGUCCUACGAACAAAUUGAGCGGAAUGUUCACUCCAGCCCAUUUGUACGCAUUAGUUGAGAAUGUAGACUAUAUACAG
This is a messenger RNA of Ostertagia ostertagi, 384 nucleotides long. The record is from the annotation of a GenBank genome assembly. NCBI's taxonomy places the organism in Eukaryota, Metazoa, Nematoda, Chromadorea, Rhabditida, Trichostrongylidae.